Messenger RNA from Penicillium antarcticum, 1242 nucleotides. RefSeq lists its product as uncharacterized. The transcript has a single exon. Bases 1 to 1242 code for a protein of 413 amino acids. The record is from RefSeq and is a predicted model, not a curated record. Lineage: Eukaryota; Fungi; Ascomycota; Eurotiomycetes; Eurotiales; Aspergillaceae.
AUGUCGACCGCGGGGGAUUGGAUCCUUGAGAAUCCAAUUCUGUCCUAUCUGCAAACAUUAAUCGCAACCAAGAAGAAUCUUCCCCAUGGGCAACCAGUGGCCGCAUAUGUCUCCCAUAGCCACACUGACUCGGCUUCACUUCUGCGGCUGGCCGCAGAAUUGGGCCCCCACAUUGCCAUCUUACAGGUGCCAGCCGAAGUCAUUGACGAUUGGGGCAGUGACACAGUUGAUGAAUUGCAGUAUCUCGCCCGAAAACAUGGAUUUCUACUCUGGGAAGGUAGCAAGAUUCUGAACUCACUGGUUGGGUUUAUGGGCCGGGGCGAUGCGCCGCUGGAGACGCGCCAAGCGCUUUCCGAAUUGAUCAAAAAAUCAUACGCCAGUGGUCCGAUAAGAACGGCAACUUGGGCCAACGUGGCCACUUCGUGGGCCCCCGCCGUGGCUGUCAAUCAACAAGAAAAGGAUGCCUUAAUCCCGACCUUGCGGACUGCGGCCCGCGAGGCGGUUGCGACAACCGCAAAGACCAUUCGGACGGAGAUUUCCGUUGACAGGAAUGAUGACUCCUCCGAGGAUGAAAUAGAAGUAUCUGUUUCAUCUGAGUCAACAAGCAAUGGCUGGAAAGAGUUUAGCCCCGACAAUAUGGGUGGCGCGCUACGCAAAUCGUCAACCAUCUCAGUCACGGAAUACAAGACACCUCAUCCCGAUAUCCAACCAGAGAACGGUGUUCCAGCCCCGCCCACAUUCGCCCGCAGUAUAUCGCUCUGUUUGCCCAGUUCCAUUAACACCGGUUUCAAGCCAGAGUUCCGCCAGAGUACGAUAAUCGCCGCAUUGGCCAACUCCGACUUCGUCCUGGGUUUCGCCACCAGCGAGCCCUUCUUCGUCAACUACCGAGGCAAUGAUAUAUUUGAAUUGGCCUUAAUGGAUGGCUGUGGGGUCGCCCAAGAAGGCAUGGACUGCUCUUUACUCGCCAAUUCGCCUUAUGCCGAUAUGCAGGGCUCAGUGGCUAUAUUCUCACUCAUCCCACCCCCGCUCGGCAACGAUUUUGAAUAUGACCCCAACUUCAAGCCCAAUGGAAUGGCUAUGAGUGAUAGUGAGGUCCCAGCUUCGGCGCAAUAUCUCCACCACAUCGUCGGUCAGGCAGUCGCCUUCCGGGAGCAGCGUCGACAAGAGCAUCAACCCAAUGGAUCGAGCAGUGAACAAGUCGGUCCUAAUCUCUUGCAUUUCCCAGCGGUUAUUAUUGCAUAG